Molecule: messenger RNA, 1006 nt
Organism: Paramormyrops kingsleyae
Lineage: Eukaryota; Metazoa; Chordata; Actinopteri; Osteoglossiformes; Mormyridae
Product: nicotinamide riboside kinase 2-like
Source: RefSeq, a predicted model, not a curated record
CGGAGAGAGCGCAUGGGCGGCGUGCGGGUUCUCUUUCGGAGGACAACGGCGGCAGGGUGAUAUCGUCCCAAUUCGCAAGAAGCGGCGCCAUGGAGGAAUCGAGUAGUUGACGUUUCUUUUAACCUUCUCUUCUUUGUUUAUUUACGUCUGAUCAUCGCGCUUUCGGCGGGCUUUCGCCUCUCUGGGUUUAUCGACAUAUUCGGGAUUUCCGGCCGUGAACAUGAAGUACAUUGUGGGAAUCGGAGGUGUGACCAACGGCGGCAAAACAACUUUAACGAACAGGUUGAUCAAGAAUUUGCCAAACUGCUGCGUGGUGCACCAGGAUGACUUCUUCAAGCCCCAAGAUCAGAUUGAAGUUGGCGAGGAUGGCUUUAAGCGGUAUGAUGUCAUUACUGCUUUGGACAUGGAAGCCAUGAUGAGCACCAUCAACGCCUGGAAGGAAAACCCAGUGAAGUUUGAGAGAUCGCACGGCAUCAACAACACCCUGGAUGCGGAGAUGGUCUUGGAGUCAGAACACGGAGAGGAUGAUGUUCAUAUCCUCAUCGUGGAAGGCUUUCUGCUUUACACCUACAGACCUUUGAUCGACGUAUUUGACCAGCGUUACUUCAUUUCUAUACCAUAUGAAGAAUGCAAGAGGAGGAGGUGCUCAAGGAACUACACUGUUCCAGAUCCACCGGGUCUGUUUGACGGACACGUCUGGCCCAUGUACAUUAAACACCAUGAGAUCAUGGAGGAGACCGGAGUUGAUGUUGAGCGACUGGAUGGGACGUGGACAAAGGAGCAGCUGUAUAAUUCUGUCUAUGAAGACAUCCUGAACAACAUCCAGAAGCUGCUGUAGUGAAGGAAUGUUCACGGAGCCCAGCUUUGCCCUGAUGACACCUGAAGCGCUGCCCAAUUCAGCAUGGAUUUUAACCAUUAAUAUUUAUUGCUGCAUUUUCAGUCUCUGCUCUAGAGUGAAGAUUGUUAUGGCUUGAUGCACAUGUCAAUAAAAGGUGCUCCCCAUGUU